This is a messenger RNA of Racocetra persica, 180 nucleotides long. NCBI's taxonomy places the organism in Eukaryota, Fungi, Glomeromycota, Glomeromycetes, Diversisporales, Gigasporaceae. The record is from the annotation of a GenBank genome assembly.
AAACUGAUGAUGACUCUACUGCACAAACUGAUAUCUUUAACAAUAUUAAUUUUAUCUCUCAACAUCAAUAUCAACAACUUCUAUCUGAACAACAAAUUAAUCAAAAACAACAACAUGAAUCUAACAAUAAACAAACCCAACAACAACAAACCCAACAUCCCAAAAAUAAAUCUAUUGUAG